UGCUAUUGUUGAUCUGUACGUUAGCCUAUGACAUCUGUGGCACUACCCAUGGCGCCGGUACGUCGAUCAUAAAGUGUAAAAGAUAUAGAGCUUCUCUAAGGUUGCUGGCGUGAUAUUUAUUCCCUUAUUUUUUUUUGGGGGUUGACUGAAUACUACACAAUAUGGAGAAAAACAACGGCGAGAAAUCACCGAAUCAGUCUAACAAUGAGCAGCGCCGUUUGCCUAGAUCCUUACGUGCUCUGAGAAAUUCAGAAGAUGCGAAGAAUCAUCCUCGAACCCUUAUAAUCUGCCUCGAUGGUACAGGUGAUCAGUUUGACAAUGAUAACAGCAACAUCGUCCAUUUUGUUUCGUGUCUCAAAAAACACACUCCUGAUCAACAGGUGACAUACUAUCAGUCUGGCAUCGGCACUUACGACAAGGGAGGUUUGCAAGAUGGCAUUACUGCAGCUAUGGAUAUGGCAGUUGGCAGCGGGCUCGGAAUUCAUGUCAAGGACGCAUAUAGAUUCUUAAUGCAAAAUUACCGUGAGGGUGAUAAGAUCUGCCUAAUAGGUUUUUCUCGAGGCGCGUACACAGUUCGAUGUCUCGCUGGAAUGAUUCACAAAGUCGGCUUGUUACCAUCUAGCAAUGUAUCCCAGAUCAAUUUCGCCUAUGACUUUUACAAAGACGAUUCGAAGAAUGGAGAAUAUCUCGCCGCGGAGUUUAAGAAAACGUUCUGUACCGAAGUCAAUGUGUACUUCCUUGGGCUUUUCGACUGUGUCGCCAGCGUCGGCUUCUUUCCCCGCAAACUCCCAUUUAGCAAGACAGCCACAAAUACAGUUCACUACUUCCGACAUGCCAUGGCCCUAGAUGAACAUCGGGCCAAGUUCAAGGUGUGCCACUGGGAAAACAAUGAUUACGGCGACGCAUUUAAUAUGAAGCGCCGCGAGACAGUCGACCUGACACCGAAAGCUCGCCUGCGUAAUCGCUUCAGGCGACAGAAGAUGCCUGCUGGGAUGGGUGGCAAGCAAUCAAAAAGAGCUGCAAAUAGGAAUCAAAGCGAUGAUUCAAGCGAUGACGGAUGGGACCAGAAGUUUCAGGCUCAGGAAAAGGCGAACAACCGCUAUCGAGAGAUCACCACGGACGCUCUUGAAGUGUGGUUCAUGGGCGCCCACGCGGACAUCGGUGGCGGGGCCGUCCGGAACGAGAGCCGUCACAUGCUAUCCCGGAUCCCCCUGCGCUGGAUGAUCCGCCAAUGCUUCGAGUGCAACACGGGCAUCUUGUUCAACAUGGCGCGCUUGGCGGAGCAGGGUCUCGACGUGGUGAAUCUCUGGCCCGAGUACCAGGAGCCCAGCAAGCCUACGUCGCCGCCGCCGCCGCGUCUCAUGACGAAGUACCGCAAGGAGAUCCUCGCGCCGGUCCAGCGACGCUCGACGUUCUUGCCGAUCGGCCCGGAAGGACAUACUAUUGACGAUGCGCCGACGCGGGAAGAUCUGAAUUAUAUCCUACCCUCCGAGCACGACGAGAAUCACUUCGACGCCUUGCAGCUUCCGAAUGAUAUGCUGAAGAUUGCGAAGGGGUGGUGGAUACUUGAGCUGUGGCCUGUGAAGAUGCGCGUCUUGUCGAGCGAUAAGGAGGGCUGGGAGAAGAAGGUCCGGGUCAAUCUGGGGAGACACAGGGCUAUUCGCCAUCCGAGGCCGAAUAUGCAUUGGACUGUGCAGAAGAUGAUUGAUGAAGGGAAAUACGAGCUUAAGACGCGGCAGGUUAAUGGGACUAAGUGGUGCGAAGUCGUGUGAUGACGUCUUGUCGAGACGCUGGCGGUUAGAAGUCAUCGGCGUAUUGGCGAUUUGCAUAUUGUUACCACCGUUGGGGGAGCCAGCCAAUCGUUUACCUAAUUACCAUAUAUAUCAAAUAUGAAAACCCAGCAUUCGCUAAUGUAAUGGUAUUGAACGCCCCUAUGAAAGCUUGAUUCCUUACGAGAGCUUGGCUCUCUACAAUCGUUUAUCUGGUCGCCUGACAAUUGGAAUGAUCGUGUAAAUCAUGUACACACCUUAUUAUGGUCAACGGAGUUUGGGGGUCGGCUAAGUUCACUGGUCACCAAUAGCUAUGCUCACAACGCCCCGGACUACAUUCCAUGGAAGCAUGGCAUUCAGUUCUGUGAUGUCUGGAGUGUCAGCUAGUUAAUUCA
Messenger RNA from Xylaria bambusicola, 2164 nucleotides. RefSeq lists its product as uncharacterized. The transcript has 5 exons. The record is from RefSeq and is a predicted model, not a curated record. Lineage: Eukaryota; Fungi; Ascomycota; Sordariomycetes; Xylariales; Xylariaceae. The coding region runs from base 162 to 1772 and encodes 536 amino acids.